Molecule: messenger RNA, 2405 nt
Organism: Leguminivora glycinivorella
Lineage: Eukaryota; Metazoa; Arthropoda; Insecta; Lepidoptera; Tortricidae
Exons: 10
Coding region: 522-2405 (627 amino acids)
Source: RefSeq, a predicted model, not a curated record
UUAAGACUGUUAAUAGUGAAAUAAACAGUACCAUAGAGACUUUAGACCCUGAUUCUGAAUAUAGGGAAGAGGAAUUAGUUUCUUCAGAGACCCAUAAAGAAUCAGUUCAUCAGGAAGAAGUAAAAUCUACAGAAUAUUCUGAGAACAAUUCACCAAUUGGUGAACAGGCAUCAGUAGAUGAAAAACAAUCAUCCGUAGAAGAGCAACCCUCGCAAGUGCAAGAAUCGGUGAGCCUAACUAGCUAUAACAAACAAUCAAAAGACAGUCAGCCUACUUUUCAGACAAAACUAGAACUCUUAUCCAAAUUCGAUGUACAAAUAAAAGUGCGCACAUUGAAAGAAGGUGCAGAAUUUUCUAGUACAACUUCUGAAAGUGGUUCAACAGUUGAAGGCAAGAAAGAUAAAGAUACUGAGAAACGAGACCCAGAAGCAUCAUUCCAUUUUGAAGACCGUAAAGAACAUUUUGAGGAUACAGAGCAUAUAAAAGCGAGUAGGGUGAAUACAGUUUGUGAGAGUGUGAAAAUGGCUGUGCCGAAUGACGGUGACACUAAGAAGACAGAUAAGUUUGAUGUGCAGGUCCGCAUCACUUCUGAAGAAAAUUUAGUGGUGAAAGAACAUGUAGAGAGAAGUCGGAGGAAGGAUACACUGAAUUUGGAUGUUGACAAUUUGAGUUUAAGGUCUCUCUCGGAAGGCGACAACUCUGUGUUUAGCGAAGGCGUGACCACGCCCAUAGACCCGCGUGGCGACGAGAAAGAGACGGAGAACGCGAGCGGCAACGAGUCGGAGGAGGUCGACGAUAUAGAACUCAUAUUCACUACCGACGAGUCUAAAGAUAUGAGUAAUUUGCAGGAGGACCUAGUAUCCAUCCGGGAGACCGACCACUGGCCUCCCUCGGCCUCCACGACGCACUCCACGCCCGUCCUCAUCAAGUUCCACACACUAGACCCUGACUUCCAACCAGGAGAGACCACAGACAACGCUGAAAACGAGAACCAGGAAAACAGCGCCUUACAGGGAGUCUUAGCCGACUCGAGUUUGAGAGCUAAAAGAGUAUCGCUCCCUAACGAUAAGGAAAUUCGUCAUGUAGCUUUCAACAGCAAAGGGAGCUUAGAUCUCCCAGGCAGAGGGAUUUUAAAAAGCUGCGAUAAUCGCUCAGAUAACACCCUCUACAAACGGAGCCCAAACACAAGCACUAGAAGACUUGACAGCGUUGACAGUCUAACCUGCGAGUAUAACAGAGGCCUAAGCUUCGAUAACACAAAGUCUUCGAGCUUCGAACUUGGGUCUAGUAUGGAUAUACUUCAUAGGGAUGAAAGUGUGGAUAGUUUUCAUAAGACUAGCCACUUUGGACAUAGAUUUUCUGUGUUCGCUGAGAGGGAUAUCUCGAAAUGUGGGACUUCGGAGGACGAUCUGUAUAAUAAUGUGAGGAGGAAUACUUGCCCGAAUCCGUUUCAGUACAGACCGGCAGGUUACCGCCUUCCCCGCGGGCCCCUCAAGGCGGGUGCCCUAGGGCCUCGCGCGCGCCCCGUGCUGCGCGAGACGGGCGCCCCGCGACGCGAGUCGGGCGCGCAAACUGACGUGUGCGCACUACCCAACCGGUGGAGCUCCGACCAGUACCUGGCUAGCAAGAUAUCCCUGCCAUCAAGAUCCAUAAUGCCGACGUUGCCAAUUCGCUCCGCGCCAACGCGGCGACUCACCGUGCCGGCUCCGAAACUAGCCGCGCCGACGGUCGCUGAAGACACACGCGUCUUGCUCAGUGACAUUGGAUUCACGUCGAUGGUGCCAGAGCUAUCGCGAUCCGCGGACCCCGUCUGGGCGCUCGGUCUCCGGGCCUCCAUGGAUUUGGAGUCCAUCCCUUCCGACCACUCCAACUACACCAAGUUUUUGGCGCGUUCGUCGCGCUCCCCAAGCACAAGUAUGGACCGGAGCUACGACCGCCUGCCGCACUACGCAAUGCCAUCCAAAGUGGACUGCCGGCAGUGGCGUGGCUCGCUGCCUGACUUCCGACGCGACGAUACUGAUGAAUUACUGGAGGAAGCUGAGACGUAUCUCCGCCGCUCCAUCGAUAACCUGCGAUCAACCUCCAUAGAACAAGAUCGCGCGCAGAGCAUAGUGGGCCAGCCAUACGUGCCAGCAGAGCCGCGUCAGCUCCGCCUGGGACACGCAGUGAAGCUCAUCGCUCCUCACGGCCGUAUCGCUGUAGGCCGCGUGCGUUACGUGGGUAUCGCGGGUGGCACGGCGGCCACAAGCGGCGUGGUGGUGGGCGCGGAGCUGCCGCUGGCGGCGUGCCCCGGCGCGCCCAGGAACGACGGCACCUACCGCGGCCGCCGCUACUUCCUCGCCGCCGCGGGCCACACCGCGCUCUUCGUGCCCUUCAGCAAGGUCGUCAUGGCGUGGGCUCACUAG